Molecule: messenger RNA, 1137 nt
Organism: Mesorhabditis spiculigera
Lineage: Eukaryota; Metazoa; Nematoda; Chromadorea; Rhabditida; Rhabditidae
Source: the annotation of a GenBank genome assembly
AUGGCUGUCGUCUACAGCGACGUUGAGGAGUAUGACCCGUUGGCUCGUGACGACUACGGGACGGCAGAUUGUUCGGAAUUGACCACGCACACCGUGUCCAACGCGUUCUUCGAUGGCCCAGACGAUGAUGCGGGCGAGCCCGUCGACGGCAAGGAGGACCAGGCCGAGGAAGAAGAACAAUUAAAGACGGUGGAUCAGAAAGACAGGGUGAAGGGUGAUGAGGAUCUGGGAGAAGUGAAGGAGGCUGAGCAAGGUGUCAAGGAGCAAGAGCAUGUGGAGCCGAAAGAAGGGGACGGCGAGGAGGAGGAGGAAGAAGAGGAAGAAGAAAUCCCGCCCACGGUCAAGGAGGUCACAUUCAUCAACGAUGUGCCAAUCUACAAGCCCAAUCACCUGCUGAUGGACGAGAAGAACCACUACAAGUGUGUGGUCUACGAGCGCGUCGGCUUUGACGACAAAGUCGGCGGCACGUACCUGGUGACGGCCCACGACAAGGAGAUGGUGUUGCGCGUCGAGAAGAUCCCUGGCCGCAUCAUCGGCCAAGAGCUCGAGUUCCUCAAGAAGUGCAUCCGGUACGUGCACAAGUACAGCAUGUUGUUGCGCUGCCUCGAGCCGGAGAUGUUCCAUUUUGACGCGGCCGGUCGGAAUCUCUUCCUCAGCGACCUCUCGACGAUCCGUGCCGACCCCGGGAAGCGAGACUGGUCGAUUCCUGUCAGCUGGGCCGGCGGUCCCCAUUACGCUCCAACUAACACCGGUUCGGUGCGUGCACGGGACGAGAUCGAAGCCUGGCUGUACUUCUUCAUCGAAAUGCUCGUCGGCCAGCUGCCCUGGACCGGAAAACCCUACGACAAGAUUCACCAAAUUAAAAUGGAAGCCGUCCAGGAUGCUGGUCUCGUCAAGGGGCUGCCUUUUGUUUACACCGAGCUCUACCACCAUGUGAUGGCCCUGCCCAACACCAGCCACAUCCCCGAAAAGUGCUACAACGAAAUUGAGGAAUUCUGCGUUCGAAUUUAUGAGCAGGUCGGCGGGGUGACGUCGCACGAGGACAACUUUGACUUUGAGCGCGACCCCCUCGAGACUGAGCUCCCCAAAUUCGUCAUGGAGAGGAGCGACAAGAUCCCGGAGACGAUCCCCGAGGAA